AUGGAGUCAGAUAAACAGACAGUUGCCGGUGCAAUAAGACACGUAGUGGAGAAAAUGCUCUGUAGAUCAUACGCAAAAAACACAUUCAUGAAGAUCAAGCUCUAUGAAAUCCUGUUCGACAUGGCGCUGUCAGGCACCACAAGAAACGAAAGAGAAAUCUUCUACAUGGCUGUAAACACAUUUGGAUCACAAAAAUCACUGAAUAGGCUUAUUUCAGGCGUUAUGCAUGAAACAGGACUUUCAAAAGCCAAUCUCGGCAUCAGAAACACACUCAAAGGAACAUUCAUUGGAAGCAUCGCGCUUAUAAGAACCGAUAAAUCCAACCUUACUUCAUCUGUGGAAAAAUUAUGUUCGCAAUCACUCAGUCCACAGCUUAUUCCAGAUAUGUCGUGUGUCACAGAUGCAUUUACACUUCAUCCGAUUAUAGUGGUUGUUGAAAAAGAUACAAUCCUUCAUAGAAUCGCUGCUGUGCUCGCUGAAGAGCCUUACUUUAGUCAGAUAUUGUUUGUAUGUGGCAAAGGAUAUCCUUGUAGGAACACAAUAACAUUGCUAAGAAUGCUUGAGAAAAGCUCUGCUGCAAUCCUGGGCCUUUUUGACUUCGAUCCAUUUGGAAUCCAUAUAUACAGCGUGUAUAAAUACGGUGCCAAGACAUCAUCAAAUCUUGGAAUCAAUUCGAUCCAACGAAUAGGAAUACAUGCAGAACACAUCACAUCAUAUAACAUAUACACCUCUGACUUCAUGGAUCUUAACAAGUACGACAUCUCCAUGAUCAACAAACUUGAACAAAUAGAUGAGCUUGCAUCAGAUGCAUUAUUCAUCAAGCAAUUGGGCAAAAAACUCGAGAUGGAAGCACUCUUCAGCACAUUCACCCACGUCAUAAAAUCAAUCAUCUCACAAAAACUCAAACAAAUUCAUUAUGAGUCAAAACAACACCAUAAAUAA
This is a messenger RNA of Ordospora colligata OC4, 942 nucleotides long. RefSeq names its product subunit A of DNA topoisomerase VI. The transcript has a single exon. Gene Ontology annotation, molecular function: DNA topoisomerase type II (double strand cut, ATP-hydrolyzing) activity; DNA binding; ATP binding. Gene Ontology annotation, cellular component: nuclear chromosome. Bases 1 to 942 code for a protein of 313 amino acids. Gene Ontology annotation, biological process: meiotic DNA double-strand break processing; reciprocal meiotic recombination; meiotic DNA double-strand break formation. The record is from RefSeq and is a predicted model, not a curated record. NCBI's taxonomy places the organism in Eukaryota, Fungi, Microsporidia, Ordosporidae.